AUGGAUGAAGGCACCGGUCCUUCAACCAUCACUCCCGAAACCGCCCCUCGAUGGUCUCUCAGCCGCCGUCUUCGUUCCCUCCGCCGAGCCUUCACCACUCGCGAAGGCCUCCUCGGCGAUUACGACUAUGGCUUCCUAUUCCGACCCAAUCUCCCUUUUCUUCCAAAGCGCGCAGGCUCGAGAAAAAGCCCCUUCUUUGGCCUCAAUGAUCGCAUGCCUGUGUUUCUAGGACUGUUAUUGGGACUGCAGCAUGCGUUGGCCAUGUUGGCUGGCAUCAUAACGCCGCCGUUGAUUCUCUCGGGAGCAGGCGGCGUCAAUCUACCCGUCGAACAACAGCAGUAUCUCGUUUCGACAGCAUUGAUCGUAUCAGGCAUUUUGUCGAGUAUACAAAUCACCAGAUUCCACAUCUAUAAGACUCCCUACUACCUCGGAACGGGCCUCAUCUCCGUCGUUGGCAUCAGCUUCAGCAUCAUCCCCGUUGCCCAAGGCGCCAUAUCGCAAAUGUACGCCAACGGCUUCUGUCCUUCCGACGCGGCCGGCAACCCUCUGAGCUGUCCCCGAGGAUAUGGCGCUCUUCUAGGCACCUGUGCGGUCUGCGCCUUGCUCGAAAUCCUCCUGUCCUUCAUCCCGCCGCGAAUCCUGCUCCGCAUGUUCCCUCCCAUCGUUACGGGCCCGACCGUCAUGCUCAUUGGCAUCAACCUCAUCGAGAGUGGUUUCCAGGAUUGGAUGGGCGGCAGCGGCUGCACCACACAGGCUCUGUGUCCUAGCCCCGGAGCACCGCAUGCCCUGCCCUGGGGUUCAGCCGAAUUUCUUGGCCUGGGCUUCAGCGUCUUCGCAACAAUCAUCCUGUGUGAGCGCUUCGGCUCUCCCAUCAUGAAGUCCACCUCCGUCAUCAUCGGUCUGUUGGUGGGAUGCAUCAUCGCCGCGGCCUGCGGCUACUUUGAUCGAUCUGGCAUCGAUUCUGCUCCAGUCGCCUCCUUCAUCUGGGUACACACGUUCCCCUUAUCCGUCUACGGCCCGCUGGUGCUCCCAGUGCUGGCCGUCUUCAUCGUCUGCCUGACUGAGUCCAUUGGAGACAUCACCGCCACCUGCGACGUCUCCCACCUUGAAGUCGAUGGCAUGAUAUUCGAGUCUCGCGUCCAGGGAGGAGUCCUGGCCGACGGCCUCAACGGCUGUCUCGCAGCCCUCAUGACCAUAACGCCAAUGAGCACCUUUGCGCAGAACAACGGCGUCAUCGCCCUCACCCGCUGCGCCAACCGCAGAGCUGGCUAUGCCUGCUGCUUCUUCCUGCUUGUCAUGGGCAUCUUUGCAAAGUUUGCUGCUGCCCUCGUCGCCAUCCCAUCAUCCGUCCUGGGCGGCAUGACCACGUUCCUCUUCUGCUCGGUGGCCGUUUCUGGCAUCGCAAUCAUAUCGCGUGGCGUGCCCUUCACCCGCCGGAACCGCUUCAUCCUCACUGCCGGCUUGGCCCUCGGCUACGGUGCAACUCUGGUGCCGACGUAUUUCAACCACGUUUUUACUUAUUCGGGCGGAAACAAGUCGCUCCAGGGCUUCCUCGAUGCCAUUGUCCUCGUCAUGGAGACUGGCUUUGCCGUCACGGCUGCCGCAUGCAUGAUUCUGAACCUGCUUCUCGAGGAAGAGAUGGAGGAUGCUAUUGAUGCAGACGAUGACGGCGACGAUGUUGAUGUCCGUGUUGUUCAUAGCAAUGGCCCUUUCUCUACCAAGAAGUAUGAGCGAAACAAUGACAGUGAUGAGAUACGAGAUACGGGAGAGGGAGAGGGAGGCUCAAGUAGUACGAGAGGAGAGAAACAGGCCUAA
Molecule: messenger RNA, 1815 nt
Organism: Trichoderma asperellum CBS 433.97
Lineage: Eukaryota; Fungi; Ascomycota; Sordariomycetes; Hypocreales; Hypocreaceae
Biological process (GO): xanthine transport; transmembrane transport
Cellular component (GO): fungal-type vacuole; plasma membrane
Molecular function (GO): xanthine transmembrane transporter activity
Source: RefSeq, a predicted model, not a curated record